AUGGACGGAGCCAAGAAUGACAUUUGUAGCGCCUUACUGGAGGCGGGCGGGGGGGCGACGCCUGAAGCUUCUCGGAACGAAUGCGUUGUCAGAGUCUUCGAGCUGCGGAGAAUGCUUGAAUCGACUGCAUGUCAGACGACGGUGGAGCCGAUAGAACCUCCAUUAGUUCUUGAGACACAUCGAGGCUUUCUGCUGAAGGAAAUGGCAUGGAUGGCCGCAGACUUCAGGGUAGAAAGCCAGCCACCGGUGUUCUUGUACUUUUCUUUUAGUUGCAGCUAGUUCUUACUUUUAGGGAAGCGACACAAUAUAAUGCGAAAGAAACGAUCAAAGGUCCUGGCCAUCUCAAACUCAACCGAUGAACUCUAGCUCAAUUAUAGGCCGUUGUGCAACACUUCCGAGGGGCGAGGGGCCGUGCACAGAAACAAGAACGCGAACACCAGGUAAGUCAAAGUUUGCAGGCUAAAUUUAGUUCGAUCUCAUAAACCGUCAGGUAUCAAAAAAAAAGUUGGCCCAGCGGGCAUCACGCUUGAUUAAAAAGUUCUGGGUAAAAAUUGAUCGGGUCAUUGCGCACAAGCAACGGUUGGCUUGGCAAGCGUCACAACGAGCAGCGAUGGAUAAGCACUUAGUCGAACUUAUACGCCAGACGGAACAGUACACUGGAGAUCUAGCGGAACGCAUGCACGGUGGAGGAGCAAGCAGCUUUGGUGGGCUAGUGACAUCAAAACAAAUAGUACCACCACAUCGCAGCCAGACUGAACCUAUAAAUAUCCGCACUAGCGGGAAGAGCUCGAGUCUAAUGGCACAGUUGGAGGCAGCAGACGCGCGUGUGCGAGAGGCAGAGGUCGCUCGACCAUAUUUACUCGAUAGUACUGUCAUGUUGAGGCCUUACCAACAGAUUGGUCUUAAUUGGCUUGUGUCAAUGCAUGAGCGACGAUUGAACGGCAUCCUUGCAGAUGAGAUGGGGCUCGGCAAAACUUUGCAGACAAUAGCCCUCCUGGCACAUCUUGCGGCUUGUAGAGGUCUAUGGGGUCCGCACCUUGUUGUUGUUCCGACUUCGUGCCUCGUGAACUGGGAGCUGGAGCUGAAGAAGUUUUGCCCUGGUUUCAAAGUGCUCACCUAUUAUGGUGCAGCUAAGGCCCGCAAACAACUGCGGGUAGGCUGGUCGAAAUCAUUAUCUGUGCAUGUUGUAGUGACAUCAUAUCAACUUGCUGUUCAAGAUGCUUCGAUCCUCCGCCGCAAGAAAUUCUACUAUCUCAUUCUUGAUGAAGCUCAUAACAUCAAAAACUUUGACAGUCGAAGAUGGCGCACACUUCUUUCAUUCCAGGCGCAACGGCGAUUGCUACUGACAGGCACACCGUUACAGAAUUCGCUAAUGGAGCUUUGGUCUUUGAUGCAUUUCCUAAUGCCUCAUCUAUUUCGGUCACGACACGAAUUUUCUUACUGGUUUGCAAAUCCGCUUCAGUGUGCCAUUGAAGGAAAUUCCAACAUAUCUGAGGACCUAGUUAAGCAGCUCCAUUCAAUUAUGCGUCCAUUUGUCUUGCGUCGUCUUAAGAAGGAUGUCGCUAAACAAUUGCCUCUUAAAUUUGAACACGAACUCAAGUGCCAACUUUCGAGACGUCAGCAGUUACUCUAUGAGGAGUUUAUGAAUCACAGCAAAGGUCGUCGCGUUGCCUCAGGUAAAUAUGGUAUCUGCGGUAGUAGCUUCGUGUCACUAAUGAACAUUGUGAUGCAGCUGCGAAAGGUGUGCAAUCAUCCCGAUCUAUGUGAGCCACGCUCUGUUUUGGCACCUCUUGUUUUGCCAGGUUUGUCAUUUGGAAUUCCCCUGAUGCUGUCUGGACUUACCUGUUUGCGUGGCAUCUCGUGCUGCGUGGAGGAUGCCAGGUGCACCUCUUGUAUGACCACACUGCCUGCAUCGGCAUUUCUUGUACUUAGUGAACAUUGUUUAGUAAGCUCACCACGGUCCUCUAGCAACUUGCCUAUGUCAAGCCACACGUUGACGGGUAGAUUACUUGUCAAAAACACUAUUGCUAUGAUGUUACGCCACACAGCGAGAUGCACGCGCGCGCUAGAUGCUACACUACCUUCUCAUCUUUCAUCUUGUACACUCCACUUCAUCUUACAGGUUUUUGAAUCAUCUACGCCUCUUGCAUUGGCUUGGCAAUCUCUCAUUCAUCCAAAUGAUAGUAGGCUCCAUUCAAAUAGGCAAAGCCUAAAGGCAUCAGACACAUUGCGAAGACACCUGGAGCAUCAAGCUACGGUGAACGCCCGAUAUUGGAAUCUUUUUGACUUACUAAAGCGCUUUGCAUUUGUAGUACCAGCAGCCCUAGCCAGUGCCCCUCUCUUCACAUUCAGAGAACAAAACAAAGUUUUGUCUGGGGUGUCUACCAACAUUGCUGCUAAAGUUACCGCCGCCUUCUUGCCAAUACGCCACAUUACACUCGCAUUGCGCGUGUCAUUUCCCGAUAGGACACUUUUGCAAUGGGACUCGGGAAAAUUUCAUGAGCUCGCACCAUUGUUAAGGCGCUUAAAAAUUCAGAAACAUCGUUGUUUGAUUUUCACUCAGAUGUCUAAGAUGCUUGAUGUGCUACAAGGCUUUCUAUGCUGGCAUGGACAUAGUUAUCUUCGUCUUGAUGGCGGCACUUCACCAGAUGAACGGCAGCGAUUGAUGACUCGUUUUAACUCAGACACAGCUGUGUUCUGCUUUUUGCUCUCGACCCGUUCUGGAGGACUAGGUGUUAAUCUUACGGGUGCGGACACCGUCAUCUUCUAUGAUAGCGACUGGAAUCCAGCGAUGGAUGCGCAGGCUAUGGACCGCGCACACCGAAUUGGGCAAAGUCGCGAUGUCCACAUCUAUCGACUUGUUUGCACCUCGACAAUUGAAGAAAAUAUCCUCCUCAAAGCUCGGCAAAAGCAGAAGCUUGAGCUUAUUACUCUCACGGAAGGGAAUUUCUGCAGCCAGCUGCUCAACACGGAAGGAGAUAAUGAUCAGAGAAAAGCACCGGCAAAAGAGGACGACGCCAAGCUCGCAGCUACCAUGGCCGAACUUGAAGAUGAAAUCGACGCCAAAUGUGCACGGGAAGCGGCAGCCGAAGCAGCCUCCGAAUCUCGUGAGUUCGAAGAGCCCUGUACCGAAAUUGGAGCGGACAAAGGGGCUGCCUUUGGAGUGGGCGCGGUGGCGCGAGGACCAGAGACUGUGUCAUGGAGAGAACAAAUCGGGAUGGAUAUUGGCACAUUGACGAGGUCUUUGAGCGCUGUUGAGCGAUACGCUAUUUUGAUCCGCGAGGCUCAAAUUUCGAAAGUUCCUUUAGCGGCUGCAGAAGAAUCUUUCUUAGUACCAGCUGAGCGCAGGCUUGUAGCAACGAUUAAAAAAAAAGAAUGGGAAGGGGGCGCGGGUGCCAAAACAACCGAAGGCCUUCAACAGAUAGAGGAACACCGUGCUUGUUCAGAAGGUGAACUAUCAGCGACUGAUUUGUAUUUCAUCCCUAAAACUAGAGCCGGCACAUCGUCUAGUGUCCCUGAAAAUUCCAACAGGCGGGAAUUCCUCGAACGCCGCCAGCUUGCACAGUCAGCCAAGCGCAAGCGCAAGUGCACGGGCGCUGCGUGGGAAGUUCGCACGGAUGCUAUUACUGGCAGUCCUUUCUGGUACAAUGUAGACACAGCAGAAGCCACUUGGAUGAAGCCAUUUGUCAUUCAGCGUCGCGAUGCCCGGCGAGGAAGUUGAAAUUUGAAGGGUGUCUUUUUAGUUGAGAUUUUUUCGUGAAGAUAGAGAAUUAUCAUGGUUUAUUCUACACAGGCGACGCCUAUCUGCAGGCGUGCCAGGGUGGGUAUAGCCAUUGGCCCCGAGAAAUUUCGUUCCUCUUCAUCGCAAUGUGUGAGCCAAUUCCCACACGUUUGACUUGCGCACUCGUGUGCCAAAAUUGGGCCCGCGCCUGCCGCGAGGAUAAUCUUCUUGUUCGAGUCUUACCUGCGAACAGCCCAACCCCAACCCUGACUCAUAGGGACCAACAAUCUUCACAACCACCUUGUAAACGCCACACCUCACUAAGUUGCGCGUUGAAGUCGGUAUUGCCGGGAGAAACUCUUAUUCUUGGGCCCGGUCGUUACUGGGAGAGAUCAAGCCUCUUCAUCGACAGCAAAAUCCGCAUUGUUGGAGAUUUAAACAUGCCAGAGCGGGUUCUCAUUGAGCUCAACAACGCACUGGAAUGGCGCGGUCGCUCCGGUGCUCUUAUUGGUAUCACAAUCCACCGCUUGCAGUCACGGGGUAUCACAAACUCAGCACUUGUUGUUAAAGGUGGUCAUCUUGUUUGUCAUCGUGUGGUAGUGGAUUGCUCUGGGGCACCUGGCGCUGCGAUAUCUCUUCACAAAGGUUUGUCUCCUGGCGCUUGCCCAUUUGUGUUGUAACCCAGAAUACUCUAAUGCGAGCAGGCGCAAGUUUGCACGUCAGCUGCUCCAUUGUGGUGAGUGCCACUGCCGCCGGGGUGUUCGUCUACCCUGGUGCCAAGGCUACGUUCUCACUAUGUGAUAUUAAGAGCAAUAAUCACUGUGGUCUCUGUGUGGCACCCAACGCAAUUUGCUUUCUCAGCAACUGCAACCUCACAAGAAACGGUGUAGCUCAGGUGGCUGUGAGAAGCUUCCCGCGCUUAACUUGACAAGUGCUCAUAUGAUUUGAUCAACACGACUCGUAGGCAUUUGCCAAAUCUGCUGUUGUCCUCAAACGAGUGCUACUCUCUAGUGAUAUAACGAGUGCCGCUCUCAUUGUUGAUCAUGAUGCUCAUGUAUUCACAAAGAAGAAUAUUGUAGACAGUGACACUGGCACUCCCAAUGAUUUUAGGGAGUAUAGACAUUGAAAUAAGGCGCCUUCUGCAUCGCGUUGCCACACAACAAGGUCUACACACAACAAGGUUUCAGACUACGUCGCCGGCCAUAGCACCGCCAGCACUGUCUUCAUUGGGUUUACUGAGUCUAGCACGUGCUCGUUCAAUAACGGCAUGAUAGUAGAAAACAGAACUUGAAUAAGCCUCAGGCUCAGGAGCUUCUUUUGACGAGGGCAAAAAAGUCACGGUCACGGUGUAGUAAAAUUAAUCGGCCGGGCCCACCGGGUGGGGGGUAUUCUAGAGGUAUAUUCCUUGCCACUGGCAGUGCAGUCUAGAAGUCACGGUGCAGUCCUCUGGCCCCUUGAUCAUCACUCCCCCUUGAUCAGUUGGGGAGGUCCAUCAGGGGAGUUUAGCAUUUAAUCGACCUGUCGGAGCACCAUUUGGCGCUCAGUUGGCCCAAGGUUUUUUUAUUCCGGCUCAGCCUGUGGUUCUUAGCUCAGUUGGGGAGGUCCAUCAGCCGAAGCUAGCCUAAUUACCCUCAUCUAGUAGCUUUAUCAAACAUUUUAUCGGCUCGCUGGGCCGGCCGGCGGCGGCAAGGC
Messenger RNA from Pelagomonas calceolata, 5413 nucleotides. The record is from the annotation of a GenBank genome assembly. Lineage: Eukaryota; Pelagophyceae; Pelagomonadales; Pelagomonadaceae.